AACCUCACCCGGGUCACCUCCCACGAAGAAAGAGAAGCGAGACAUUAAAGAACCUGCAGAUUCGUCCUCAAGCGAAAAACCUGCAAAUACAGCACCAGCAGCAGCAGCAACAACAACAACAACACCAAAGUCUUCUGGGAUACUAAAUUCACACUUCCCAUCGUACCACCCUCAAAAGAUCCCGUCAUCUUCGUCAGCAUCGUCGUCGUCAUCAUCGUCAUCGUCAUCAUCGUCAUUAUCAUCGUCGACCCUAAACUUGAGUCCACCGUCCCCUUAUCUGGUCCCGCCGUUCAGUAUGCUCACAGCGUUGGCAGACCCUCAUUUGUACAUCAGCCCACUGGGUGUUUCGCAGGAGAACAUCUACGAAACGGCGGCGCGUCUUCUUUUCAUGUCUGUGAAAUGGGCCAGGAAUAUACCUUCGUUUUUGCAGCAACCAUUCCGUGAUCAGGCGAUUUUGCUGGAGGAAUCCUGGUGCGAACUGUUCAUCUUGAGUGUUGCUCAGUGGUCGCUGCCAAUUGAUACCAAUUCUUUGCUGUCUGCCAACAGCUGGAGUAUGGAUUCACACCACACAGAGAAAAUUGCGUUUAUGAUGUCACAACUGCAAUUUAUGCAAGACAUCAUAGCUAGGUGCAAUGAGCUGCAUGUUGAUGCUACAGAAUAUGCGUGUCUCAAGGCCAUUAUUUUGUUCAGACCAGAAGUGAAAGGACUCCGUGACUCGAAGCAAGUGGAUCGCCUACAAGACCAAGCACAGAUAAUGUUGAACGAUUACAUUUCACGACACCACGCAGCCGUACAGCCUCGCUUUGGAAAAUUACUGCUCCUUUUACCCAGCAUUCGUUUGGUUAAUCCGCGAUCCAUCGAGGAACUAUUUUUCCGGCGAAUGAUCGGCAGUGUCCCUAUUGAAAGAUUACUAUGUGAUAUGUUCAAGUCGAGCUGAAGGGAAUUACCUCCCGAUUAUAUCUCGACGUUUCAACCCUUUGUCUGUCUAGUGUAUCACACGUGAUACACAAGACAUCUUUCCCUGGCAUCAUCUAUGCAUCAUAUAUGAUACACGCUACCAAAUUUUUUGAAACCAUCAGAGUAACUUGGGGCUUAUGAUAAGAAAGCUUUAUAUUACCCAGAACGUAUAAAACAAGGGCUACCUAAAACUCAGAAAAGAAGCACGGACUUUUAGGAGUAACUUAUAAAAAGUUGGACGGGCAAACGUUAAAAAUGUAAUAUCAAUCUGUUAUUAUGAUAAAUCAAAUGAUUGUUAUAAGACUAAAAUAAAAUGGUUAAUACACAGGUUAAGGGUUUAAAAUAGAAGUAAAUAAACCUGAAGUGACAAAAGUGAUCUCUUAUAAUUUCAUAAAGGGAGCAUAAAGACAACAAGUGAAAUUUACUAAUUUUAUUAACUCCUUCAUAUUGCAGUAUCCACCGAAACAAUAUGGAAAGUACUUUUUAGUGAUAUCUUGAAUAUUUCAGAAAUAGCAGCUGAGGUACACCGCUCCAAUGUAUUAUAUCAGUAACGAACACCAUUACUCUUUCACUCUUUUACUUGUUUCAGCCAUUUGACUGCGGCCAUGCUGGAGCACCGCCUUUAAUCGAGCAACUCGACCCCGGGACUUAUUCUUUUG
Molecule: messenger RNA, 1616 nt
Organism: Octopus sinensis (East Asian common octopus)
Lineage: Eukaryota; Metazoa; Mollusca; Cephalopoda; Octopoda; Octopodidae
Product: photoreceptor-specific nuclear receptor-like
Exons: 5
Coding region: 296-937 (213 amino acids)
Biological process (GO): cell differentiation; anatomical structure development; regulation of transcription by RNA polymerase II
Molecular function (GO): nuclear receptor activity; RNA polymerase II cis-regulatory region sequence-specific DNA binding
Source: RefSeq, a predicted model, not a curated record